Messenger RNA from Acanthosepion pharaonis, 654 nucleotides. The record is from the annotation of a GenBank genome assembly. NCBI's taxonomy places the organism in Eukaryota, Metazoa, Mollusca, Cephalopoda, Sepiida, Sepiidae.
AUGGCAGAAUUCCGCCAUGAAAUGCCAAACUCCAUUCGUGAGUAUUUUCAGUUCCGUGAUGAUCUGUCUUCUAUAGGCGGCGUCAUAGUUUAUAAGGACCGCAUCGUUAUUCCACCAUCCCUGUUAUCCUCAGUAGCAUUCCUUCACAGCAACUGCAGAGCAGAGCUCGGCGUUAAGACAGUAAAGCGCCUUCUUAUGGACAAUACAAGUCCCUCCGGAACCAUUGACACGGUCUCAUUCCAACGUGCAAUGCUGCAGUAUAGGAACACAUUGGACAGAGACGCAAAGUUAUCUCCGGCGAUGUGCAUCUUUGGCCGUCCUAUUCGAGACUUUAUACUCAUAAUCCCGGGAAAUUAUAGACCUCGUGAAACGUGGCGCAGCACAUGGAAAGCACAUGAAGAGGCCCUGCAGAACCUCCACAUGAGGUGUGCUGAGAGAUUAUCGAAGCAUAUCAAACAGCUGCCACCACUAGUCGUCGGUGAUCAUGUGUGGAUUCAAAACCAAGUUGGACCGUAUGCACGUAAAUGGGAUAAAACUGGGGUAGACAUCGAAGUUCGACCAGUACGUGAUAAGAAGAGUGACACUCCGGAAUGGAAAAUUCUUACGGAAGUAUGUCCCAGUGCAACUCCCUCCCUCAAAGCUGACAAUCGAUAA